AUGACAUCCACAUUGCUUUUCUGCAUUGCUGAGGAGGCCAAGCCUUUUAUCCCUCGGGCUAUGCGUGAAAUCAGUCCAGAGGAGAACUGUCCCCCUAUAUACUAUCUUGUGGAAUCGAAGGUCUGCCUAGAUAGCCGCACGGAAUUCAAAUCUCAGCUGCAAGAUGGUGAGCCUUUCGGGUCAGAAUUCAUCGGUGCCUCUAAAGAGGAAUGCCAGAAUUGGGCAAGAUCGAAUUGGGACGACGUCAAUUUCAUUUCAAAGAAUAUCAUAGCUAUUGCAGAUGAACGAAGCGCUCGAGACGGGACUCUGCUCCUGAGCUACUACUGUUCAAUAGGCGAAGAUGCCCAGUUGGAACUUGAGGGUUGGGGACCCCUGCCACCGAAGAACGACACCUGGUAUGACUUCAGAAUUGAGUCUGUUGGAUCGGAUGACCUCCACACCGAUCUUUUUCUCGCCCCGAUUGAGACUGCCUAUCCGACCUAUUUCGGGCGUCCAGAGAAAUUUACGAACGAGGCAGGUGUGUUCGAUGUGUUCAAAGCGAACAAUCAUGUCGCUGGUAUGGAUAGUGAGCAGGAGGAUGAACUAUAA
Molecule: messenger RNA, 588 nt
Organism: Penicillium soppii
Lineage: Eukaryota; Fungi; Ascomycota; Eurotiomycetes; Eurotiales; Aspergillaceae
Exons: 2
Coding region: 1-588 (195 amino acids)
Source: RefSeq, a predicted model, not a curated record